CAGAAUUUUCUCUGUUCGACAAAAGAUUUCACUCGAAGUUUUACGGUUUCGUUGUGUUUCGACUGCGCUGGUAAUUUUUCGUUAAGUUACUUAUUCAUUCGUUUUGGUGAGUUGAAUUAGAAAUAUUCUUAUUAAAACGCUGUGAUAGUCUCGUCCAAGACGAUAAAUAUUUUCAAUGGAUCAUUAUUCGAAAACAAGCCUUAAAGAAAUUCUGAUAAGAUUAUCACAAGAGCCACCAAGUGAAGUGAAUUUCAUUCCUUUUGAGCGCUUGGGAAUUCUUGUGAGCAAUUCAGACUCAGAAUCACUUGACAUUGAUAAUAAAGAUGGUUCGUCUUUAUUUGUUUGCUCAGUAUGUAAAAAAAAGGAGAAUUCAUCUCAUAUGUUAGAGCUUCACGUUGUUGAAACACAUGACACAUAUUUUGAAGUUCAAAGAGAGAAAAAGCCUAUGUAUGCAUGCUUUUUACAAGAAUGCAAACUUUUAUUUAUGAAUCCUGAAGAACGUCGAGAUCAUUGUAUAAAGUUUCAUAAAUUUCCACAUAACUUCCGAUUUGAUAAUACAAAAAGCGUUCGAAAGAAUUCACCAAGUAAUGAGUUAAUGGAAUUAAGUGAAAAUUCAGGUGACCCUAGUCCACCUUCUUCAUCAACAAAAUCUCCUAAGGAAGCAGCUCCUCAGAGAGUUACAACCAUUCAAUUCGGUCAUAAAAAUUCAAAAUGUUUUAAACCUGAAUACCGUCGUCCCGAUGCCCUCGAAUCAAUGAUUGUCGAUAUGAAAGAAAAUUUACCUGAUGCUUAA
This is a messenger RNA of Clunio marinus, 793 nucleotides long. NCBI's taxonomy places the organism in Eukaryota, Metazoa, Arthropoda, Insecta, Diptera, Chironomidae. The record is from the annotation of a GenBank genome assembly.